AAUCCGCUAUUUCACGUUAGCUUAGCUUUGCCCCCAAAAAACCAAAAGGGAUUAGCUUAGCUUAGCUUUUUCAAAAUUCAAGAUCCGACAUCCUUCGACUUCCCACUUUUAACACCCUGUUACAACCAAUCGAACCAAAGCAUUGUCCAAACAAUAAGCUCUUUCUCUCUCUCUCUUCACCGAAUCGGCCAGCUCCAUGCGGUGGCCGGCGGCGAAUGGCGGGGGUCUGGGGGUGGCGGCGAUGACCUACGUGGCGGUAGACUACCUGCGCAACGUCUCCACGACGUGGCACGAGCGUCUUCAACCCUUGCUCUGGUCUUUACUCGCGGUCAUCGCCAUCACGCGCGUGCCGUUCUACCGUCACUGGAACGCCGAAUUUCGAGCUGCACUUCCUUUCCUUGCUUCGAUCAUAUUCAUGCUCUCUGCUCUUCUUUAUGAAGCUCUCUCAGUUCGUUUCGUUACCGCUGUCCUUGGCCUCGAUUGGCACCAGGAUACACCUCCACUUCCGGAUACUGGUCAAUGGUUGCUCCUGGCACUAAAUGAGAAACUUCCUGAAGCAGUUGUUGAGAUGCUGAGAGCUCACAUUAUUGGCCUGCACCAUUUCUUGAUGUUAUUUAUAAUGUUGGCCUUCUCUGUGCUAUUUGACUCUGUAAAAGCCCCUGGUCUUGGGUUAGGUGCACGAUACAUGUUUACCAUGGCAAUUGGCCGUCUUCUUCGUGCUAUAACUUUUGCAUCUACAAUUCUGCCAUCAGCCCGCCCUUGGUGUGCUUCAGCUCGAUUCCGGGUCCCGGGACAUCCUCAUCCUUGGGCUCAGAAAUAUUAUGUUCCUUAUGCUUCAGAUGCAAAUGCCAUUCGUCAAGUUAUACAACAGGAUAUAGCAUAUGCUGAUACUGGCAGAUACCUUGGUGACUACCGUCCAGAUUGGGGUUCAAUGAGCUUCCUGAUUGAUUUUCUGCGACCCACCCCAUCAGAAGGAACUUCAUGGUACAGUCUGCUUAAAAAGGCAGGGGGUGGCUGCAAUGACCUUCUAUACAGUGGCCACAUGCUGGUUGCUGUACUGACCGCAAUGGCUUGGACGGAGGCUUAUGGGGGGUUUAGCUCAGCUCUCAUAUGGCUGCUUGUUAUGCACAGUGCUCAGCGUGAAAUAAGAGAGCGCCACCAUUAUACUGUAGACUGUAUUGUUGCCAUUUAUGUGGGUAUUCUUCUGUGGAAGAUGACGGGUUUUAUCUGGUCAGCUAAGGAUGGAACUAGAGAUAGCAGACUCACGAAGCUUGGGAAAAUUCAAGGUAGACUACUCCAAGCUGCCAAGGAUUCAGACAUGGAUGAAGUAAGGGAGCUUCUCAAAGAUGUUGAGUUGGGCAGUCAGGAUAGCCAGAAGAAAGGACCAAGCAAGGUUAUGUGGUUGUUUGCUUGCGGGACUAUUUUCUUCUCACUUACCAUCGUUGUUCUGGCCUUCACAUGGACAAGCGAUGGCUGACAUCCUCGCAUCAUGUUGUACCACGGUUUUGAGGUUAGAGAUAAUAGUGAUUGUACACGAUUCUUCUCCGAUAAGGGACUUGUGUAGUUCUAAUCUGUCAGGUUUUUUACUUCCCUGUUCUAACAGGGAAGUAAAUAUACAUAUUUUUUGAACAUCUAAUAUUUCUAUAUUUUUAUAUUUCAAAUACAUUUCUCA
Messenger RNA from Theobroma umbraticum, 1672 nucleotides. Its product is annotated as Sphingomyelin synthetase family protein. Gene Ontology annotation, molecular function: sphingomyelin synthase activity; ceramide cholinephosphotransferase activity. The record is from RefSeq and is a predicted model, not a curated record. Lineage: Eukaryota; Viridiplantae; Streptophyta; Magnoliopsida; Malvales; Malvaceae. Gene Ontology annotation, cellular component: endoplasmic reticulum membrane; Golgi membrane; plasma membrane. Gene Ontology annotation, biological process: ceramide biosynthetic process.